This is a messenger RNA of Eurypyga helias (sunbittern), 1575 nucleotides long. RefSeq names its product zinc finger, CCCH-type with G patch domain (gene ZGPAT). Gene Ontology annotation, biological process: regulation of transcription by RNA polymerase II; negative regulation of DNA-templated transcription. The transcript is spliced from 7 exons. Gene Ontology annotation, cellular component: nucleus. Gene Ontology annotation, molecular function: DNA-binding transcription factor activity, RNA polymerase II-specific; metal ion binding; RNA polymerase II cis-regulatory region sequence-specific DNA binding. The coding region runs from base 1 to 1575 and encodes 524 amino acids. Lineage: Eukaryota; Metazoa; Chordata; Aves; Eurypygiformes; Eurypygidae. The record is from RefSeq and is a predicted model, not a curated record.
AUGGAUGAAGAAAGUCUGGAAGCAUCCAUCCAGACCUACAAUGCCCAGCUGCAGCAAGUGGAGCUGGCUUUAGGGGCAGGCCUGGACCCUUCGCAGCAGUCGGACUUGAUUCAGUUGCAGGAAGACUUAAAGCAGCUGAUAGAACUGACUGAAUCCAGCCUGGUAUCUGUUAAAAAGAGCAAACUUCUGGCUACUUUAGAUACAAAUGCCACCUCUUCCCCAGCAGAUGAGGAGUAUGCUGCUUUCAAGGAAGCCAUUGCUGAGCUUGGAACCGAAGAGGAGCCUGCAGCUGAUAAGGAUGAGUUAUCAUCAAAGAGAGAUGAAGAAACUGAUGACAAAAAUGAAUCAAAGUACAGUGAAGAGGAGGAGGAGUCUGAUAGGGAGGAGGAGGAGUUGAGUGGGAUGAAGGUUAAAGCCCCCUACUACAGUUCUUGGGGUACCCUGGAGUACCAUAAUGCCAUGAUUGUGGGGACGGAGGACCUGGAAGAUGGCAGUGCAGGAGUCAGAGUGCUGUAUCUCUAUCCAACGCACAAGUCUCUGAAGCCGUGCCCGUUCUUCUUGGAUGACAAAUGCAGAUUUAAAGAGAACUGUCGGUUUUCACAUGGUCAGGUGGUGGCUGUGGACGAGCUUCAGCCGUUCCAGGAGCCCAAUCUGAGCUCGCUGGAGGUGGGCUCCGCCUGCCUGGCAAAGCACAGCGAUGGAAUAUGGUACACGGCCAAAAUAACCGACAUCGACAGCGGGUACUACACCGUGAAGUUUGAUUCCCUGCUGCUCAAGGAAGCUGUUGUGGAAGGAGAUAGUGUCAUUCCCCCGCUGCGAAGUGAAGAUGGUGCCUCAUCUGCUGACUCUGAUGAAGAGAGUGUUGAUGAUUCUGGUUAUGCUAAAGUGAUAGAUUCGGGAGCUCCAGAGAACGGGGAGUGGGCUCCGGCGUGCAGUUCCUCUUUCGGUGGCUGGGAAGCCCAUACUCGUGGGAUCGGCUCCAAACUGCUUGUUCAGAUGGGAUACCAGUUUGGAAAAGGGUUAGGGAAGAAUUCCGAGGGCCGAGUGGAGCCGGUGCAGGCUGUGGUGCUUCCUCGAGGGAAGUCCCUUGACCAGUGUGCUGAGGUGCUUCAGAAGAAGAAACAGGGGAAGUUGGACUCAGGGAAAUCGAGGAAAUGCCGAGGAAAGGGAAGCAGCUCCGGACAAUCCCCUGCGGGCAGCCGCAAACCUCCCCGCAACGUCUUUGACUUUUUGAACGAGAAGCUGCGAGGGAAGAGUGCUGGGGAGAAGGCAGGCGGGAUGGCACUGCCGGAGCGGAACAGCAAGGAGAUCUACCACGCCAGCAAGAGCACCAAGAAGGCCCUGAGUGUCCGCCUCUUCCAGACGAUGGAGAAGAUUGAACAAACGCAGAGGGAUAUCCGGGGGAUCCAGCAGGCCCUGGCGCGCAAUGUUGGACGGCACAGCGUGGCUGCAGCCCAGCUGGAGGAGAAGCUGGCUAAUGCGCACAAGCAGCUGGGGCAGCUGCAGGCCCAAGAAGCCAGCCUGCAGCGGGAGCAGAAGAAGGCAGACACGCAUAAGAAGAUGACUGAGUUCUAA